This is a messenger RNA of Thalassophryne amazonica, 2914 nucleotides long. RefSeq names its product telomeric repeat binding factor a (gene terf2). Gene Ontology annotation, cellular component: shelterin complex; chromosome, telomeric region; nucleus. The transcript is spliced from 14 exons. The record is from RefSeq and is a predicted model, not a curated record. Gene Ontology annotation, molecular function: telomerase activity; protein homodimerization activity; G-rich strand telomeric DNA binding. Gene Ontology annotation, biological process: regulation of telomere maintenance via telomerase; telomeric loop formation; telomeric D-loop disassembly. NCBI's taxonomy places the organism in Eukaryota, Metazoa, Chordata, Actinopteri, Batrachoidiformes, Batrachoididae. The coding region runs from base 27 to 2009 and encodes 660 amino acids.
UCUCGGUGCCUCGUUUGGAUGUGAACAUGGCGGCGUCAAGCGAAGCUGUUGACUUACUGCAGACAGAGCGAGUCGUAAAUCGGUGGAUUGUGGAUUAUUAUCUGUCUCUGGCGUUUGACUUGUUCAAAAAGAAGCAAUACUUGCAGUUCUGCGAGAUUAGAGAUGUGCUUAACUGUGUCACUGAUCGACCUGUGGAGUCAACUUGGAACUUGGCAACAAAACUUCGUGUGUUGCAGUUUCUCUCCCGGAUACAUGAAGGUGAAAGUCUUGAUGUGUCAUUUGAGCACGAUGAAUCAAUUCCUCCACUGGAAUCGGCGUUAAUGCUGUUGGAAAAUAUUAGCCAAGAAAACAAUAUUCCGCAGCACGAUGUUGAGAGUGCACACACUUCAAUUAAAGAAAUGUUGGUAGCAACUUGUAUCAAGAACUCCAAGUUUGAGAAAGCAAAAGAAGUGCUGAGGAAGCAUUUUUCCAAAGCAAUGGUUGGCAAGAAGGCUAUAUUCAUGGGGCUUGUCAAACAGAAGAGUGCAUCACACCAAGUUAUUGAGGACAUCGACUUCCAACAGUUCAAGGAAGAGAUGUUGAACUUUUGUGAGACGUUCUGUACAUUUGGUGUUCCCUUUCUCCACAAGGCUGCAGUACAGCUUCUUGAUAAACGUGGUAUGAUGCAAGAUGACACAGCAGCUGAGCUUGAUGAGCAAGAAAAACAUGGACCAGCUUCUAAUUGUAAUCCACAAAUCACCAGCAUCCAGUUUAGCCUGCCGUGUAAAGGAAUAAUUAUUACAAGGACCCGUCUGGAAGCAGCCUACAAUGCUUUGGCUGCAGGUUUAGAGGUGAGAACAUUUGCAGAGCUGGAGAAAGUAGUGGAACUUGAGGCAAGAAAAGAAAAUAUUUCCAUGCAACACUUGCACGGUUCCAUGAAGGAUACUGAAGUGGACAUGGAGCAGGAUGAGUUACCACAGAGAGGACCCUUGGAGGUGUUGCCCGCACAGGAGAAUGGAUUGAUAAAUGCUGCUUCCCAAACGACAAGGAAAAAGAGGCUUUAUACUGUAGCUCACCUGGUUGUGGGACCUGACAGCCAAAGGAAACUGAGAUCCACAACAGCCAUUGAGAAACUGGAGCCUGAAGCUGACGUAGAAGAGCCAGAACAAUUAAUGGUACCAGCCAAUAAACGGACACCACAGAGCCCACUCACAGAUAGUGAGGUGGUAACCAAACCCAUAAGGAGGCUCCCCAGACGAAACAACAGAGCUCGCCACAAUGUGGCUAAGGCAUCAUCAGCUACUGAAGCGGAGCCCUCCUUACCCACUGUCAGAACCUCUGUGGAGAAGCAUCACAACCAGAGUAACAGUUCACCUCACAAUGUGGCGGAGACAUCGUCAGACGGUGAGGACCAACCCUCCUUGUCCACCGGCAAGACUUCUGUGGAGAGGCGUCACAGCCAGAGUAACGGUUCACCUUCUGAAGAGUCCACAACAUCCAAACAGAUACCAUCAGAUUGCAUUGAAGACCCAAAGAUGUCUCUGGCCUCUUGGAAAAUUCCAGUACAGAAGCCCCAUAAACGCCAGGCCAGCAGUCCUGUCAGCGACAAAGAAGACGCCACCUGUAACACAGAUUUUGCAGUGCAUGGCUCCACUCGUGCAUCUCUUCAGUCCUCUCCUCAACAGAGCUCCACCCCUCACAGGGAGCAUGCUCAUAACAAAGAUGACUCCCACAACAAAUGGAAACAGCUGUACAAUAAUGCAAAGGAGUCAAAGGAUACAUGGAGUGAUGAAGAGUCGUUAUUUGGCUCCAAAUAUAUACAUGGUAAAUCCGAUAACAACACGAUGAUGGUUUCAGGACACAGGAAGAAGAAGUGGACCGACGCAGAAUCACAGAAGUUAAAAGAAGGAGUUGAGAAAUUCGGGGAGGGCAACUGGAGUAAAAUUAAAUCCUAUUACAGCUUCAAAGACCGAACGAACAUCAACCUCAAGGACCGAUGGAGAACAAUGAAGAAACUCAACAUGGUCUGACUGGCUUAAAGACGCCUGACAACAGUAUCUUGGACCUUUUCUGUUAAAAUAAAUUAUAUUAUUAACUCGGGAGAGGUUUUGGCCUCUAUCUGAAAAAGAUUCCAGUGAAAUGUAGGACUAAGCUUUAGGACAAAGAUGAAAGUUUAAAUUAGCUGUAGCUCCACAAUCCUUAAAUGUUUUCCCCAUUGAUUUGUACUGUGGUGAAAUCCCCCCCAGUACAAACAGGUAAGUUGGGGUAGGCAGACUUAUGCAGUUCUUUCUAAUUUGUUAUGCAGUUAAAAAUUUAUAGUUGUGUCAGUGUGAAGAAAAGAUUAAUGGAUUUUUUGUUGUUUUUUUGUUUUGUUUUUUUAUUGAAAGGAUACAACUCGAUUUCAGUAUGAGUGUUAACUGGCAGUGAAAAAAGGACCCUAUACAGCAGCAUGAGACACCCAAAACAAGAGUAAGGGUCCAUGAAUUCAGUUCUUGAAUGGUACAGGAUUUUUUUUGUGUUUUCUAUCCAGGUGCCUUUGAACCGAGAACUUAAAUUAGUACUAGAAUCAGACAUCCCGUUUGUUUCUACCAUGAUCUGAAGAACCUGACCUGGGCUCUGUUUUAUCAGUAAAACUUUUGUAAAUUCUGUCUAUUUGCUCUUGUGAUAUGCAUUUUUUUAAAUGCUACUUCAAGUUAAAAUACUGAAUUUAUGACAAGUUUGAGGAACACAAGUCUGACCACAGUGUGUUGGUCUAGACCCAAAGGAACAGAUCCUCAGCAGUCCUGCACUUCAUGAUCGCUCCACAGCAUCUUCAGCAUUCCAGUCUAUAAUAAUAAUAAUAAAAAUGUAAUAACACCUAAUGAUGGUGCUGCACCAAAGAAAACAGUCUGUCUUUGCUUUUUUUUUUUUUGUACUACAUGCUCCAUCCUUUUAA